AUGGAGUCCUCCCGUGGCCCGCCGCGGGUCAAGAACAAGGCGGCAGCGCCUGUGCAGAUCUCGGCCGAACAGCUUCUUCGCGAAGCCGUCGACAGGCAGGAAACUGCGCUCCACAAGCCCGAACAGCGCUUCGCCGACCUCGAGGAGCUGAAGGAGUACCAGGGCCGGAAGCGCCGCGAGUUUGAGGACUAUGUACGCCGCAACCGCAUCCGCCUCGCCAACUGGUUUCAGUACGCCCAGUGGGAGCUCGAGCAGAAGGAGUUUGCCCGUGCUCGCUCCGUCUUUGAGCGCGCCCUGGAUGUCCAUCCCAACAAUACCCAGCUUUGGGUCAGGUACAUCGAGGCCGAGAUCAAGAACCGCAACAUCAACCAUGCCCGCAACCUUCUGGAUCGCGCCGUCACCCGGCUGCCACGAGUCUCAAAGCUCUGGUACAAGUACCUAUGGGUCAUGGAGAUGCUGGGCGACAUCCCCGGCACCCGCCAAGUGUUCGACCGCUGGAUGAAGUGGGAGCCUGACGAAGAUGCCUGGAACUCGUACAUCAAGCUGGAGAAGCGCUACGGCGAGUUCGACAGAGCGAGGCAGAUCUUUGCCGCGUUCACCGCCGUCCAUCCCGAACCGAGGACCUGGCUGAAGUGGGCCAAGUUUGAAGAGGAAUACGGAACCAGCGAUAUGGUCAGGGAAGUCUUCCAGACUGCCAUUCAGACCAUCGCCGAGACGUUAGGUGAUGAUGCCGUGGACGAAAGGCUAUUCAUUGCCUUUGCCAGGUUUGAAGCGCGCCAGAAGGAGUACGAGCGGGCUCGUGCUAUAUACAAAUUCGGCCUCGACAACCUCCCUCGGUCGCGGUCAAUGGCGCUGCAUGCGCAGUACACCAUGUUUGAGAAGCAAUUUGGCGACCGAGAAGGCGUCGAGGAUGUCAUUCUGACCAAGCGAAGGAGGCUCUACGAGGAGCAGGUCAAGGAGAACCCCAAGAAUUACGACGUUUGGUUUGACUUUGCGCGGCUGGAAGAGAGUGGGGGGGACGCAGACCGCGUUCGGGAGGUCUAUGAACGUGCCAUUGCUCAAAUACCGCCAACACAGGAAAAGCGGCAUUGGAGGAGAUAUAUAUUUCUCUUCCUCUUCUACGCUAUAUGGGAGGAGCGAGAGGCGAAGGACAUUGAACGCGCCAGACAAAUCCUCGACGCCUGCUUGGGCUUGAUACCGCACAAGAAGUUCACUUUUGCCAAGUUAUGGGUAGCAAAGGCGCAUUUUGAAAUCCGUCAGGGACAGCUGACGGCCGCGCGGAAGACGCUGGGGCGGGCGAUUGGAAUGUGCCCAAAAGACAAGCUCUUCAAGGAGUACAUCUCGUUGGAGCAGCGGCUCUACGAGUUCGAUAGGUGUCGGACGCUGUACGAGAAACAUGCCCUGUACAACCCAGCAAACUGCCAGACGUGGAUCAAAUGGGCCGAGCUCGAGCGCGGCCUGGAUGAUCUCGACCGUACCCGUGCCAUCUUCGAGCUCGCCAUCAGCCAGCCCGUGUUGGACAUGCCCGAAGUGGUUUGGAAGGCAUAUAUUGACUUCGAGGAAGAAGAGGGCGAGUACGAGCGGACGCGCGAGCUGUACGAGCGCCUGCUUCAGAAGGCCGACCACCCCAAGGUUUGGAUCAGCUAUGCGCAGUUCGAGAUCAACGUCCCAGAGCCCGACGAGGGCGGUGAGGAGCAGGCGGAGGAGGAAGCAGAGGAGCGCCCCGUCAGCGAGGAGGCCAAGGCGCGGGCCCGCAACAUCUUUGAGCGAGCCCACAAGCGCAUGAAGGACCGCGAGCUCAAGGCCGAGCGCGUGGCCCUGCUGCAGGCGUGGCUCGAGUUUGAAAAGGCUCAUGGCUCGCCCGAGGACAUCAGCAAGAUCCAGAAGCAGAUGCCGCGCGAGACCAAGAAAAAGCGCAGGCUGGACGGCGAUACCUGGGAGGAGUACAUCGACUACAUCUUCCCGGCCGACGACCAGCAGACCAAGAACCUGUCCAACUUGCUUGCUAUGGCCAACGCCUGGAAACAGACUGGAGGGAGCAUUACUGGGGCCGGUUGAGAAAGCGUUUUGCAGUGGCGGUAGUCUGGCCGCCAAAAGGGUGUCCCGCUUGGUGGAUG
Canariomyces notabilis is the source of this 2117-nucleotide messenger RNA. Its product is annotated as TPR-like protein. Gene Ontology annotation, cellular component: post-mRNA release spliceosomal complex; precatalytic spliceosome; U2-type catalytic step 2 spliceosome. The record is from RefSeq and is a predicted model, not a curated record. The transcript is spliced from 2 exons. Gene Ontology annotation, molecular function: protein binding. The coding region runs from base 1 to 2058 and encodes 685 amino acids. Gene Ontology annotation, biological process: mRNA splicing, via spliceosome; spliceosomal complex assembly. Lineage: Eukaryota; Fungi; Ascomycota; Sordariomycetes; Sordariales; Chaetomiaceae.